Messenger RNA from Cheilinus undulatus (humphead wrasse), 2859 nucleotides. RefSeq names its product zinc finger protein 135-like. The record is from RefSeq and is a predicted model, not a curated record. The coding region runs from base 115 to 2025 and encodes 636 amino acids. The transcript is spliced from 5 exons. Lineage: Eukaryota; Metazoa; Chordata; Actinopteri; Labriformes; Labridae.
AUGGCCAUGAAGAAGAAAACGUCACGAAACAAGACAGCCAGCGAACUUAAAGAGAGAAAAUGUUCGUAGUAAACGUUUUUAAAGCGUUAGUUAGACUGUGAAAUAUUCGCUAACAUGUUGAGUAUGGAGACGCUGGAGGUUCAGAUAUCUGCCAUCAUGGAGACCGUGGUGGAGGCGGCUGUAACGGAGCUCCGCAGACUCCUGGACCAAUGCCCGGUUAAUGUAGCCACCAAUGAGCGCUCAUCUCCGGCCGUGAAGAUUGAGGAGGGAUGGGAGAGCCAGGAGACUCCACCGGAGGGCGAACAGCAUUCUUUGAAAGCUUUAACGAGCCAGUUUGCCUCCUUCAUGGAAGCAUGGACUAAAGGAGCAGUAGAGAAAAUACUGAUGAUGUUGAGAGUGUCCUUACCUGAGGCUGAGGAUGUUCCUGCUGCAGAACAGAGCCCAGGGCUGGAUGAUGAGACCAAACAGAAGAGUGUGAAGCCAAAAGAAACAAAAAAAACGCAGAAGAAGCAAUCAAAAAGAUCUCAGAAGAAAAAAGAAGGACUUCAGUUAACUCUGAGACAGGAGAGUGACCAUUUAUAUCACAGAGUGGAGCAACAACCUGAGGAAACAACAGGAGCUUCUGACUCUGAAUCAUUCACCAAACCUGCUGAUGCAGCCUCAGAGGGUUGUGUCUCUGAGUCCCUGUCUGAGUCUAAAGGUGCAGAAGAUGUUGUCCAUGAAGGUACGGAGACAUUAAUCAAAACAGAACAGACUUUAACCAACACAAAAGAGACUGUAAUAAAGACCUCAGGACCUUUCAAAUGUCCGUCUUGUGACAAAUCUUUCUCUCAGAAAUGUUUGAUGGACAGACACUUUCUGACUCACUCCAAACCUCACCUCUGCUCCGAGUGCGGCAAGCGUUUCUCUGGACUGCAGGGACUCAUCGCUCAUUCAAGACGUCACACUGGAGAAAAGCUUUACAAAUGCUCAGACUGUGGGACAGAGUUUGCUUAUAAGUCAACCUUUGAUAGACACAUGCGUCAGCACAACCCGAACGAAGUAAAAACCCACACCUGUUCAUUAUGUGAGAGUCAGUUCAGCGGGGUGGUUGCGUUUCAGCGACACCAGUGCAGCGCCUUAAAUAAGACAUUUGUUUGCUCUCUUUGCCCAGAGACAUUUGAGAGCAGGCAGAGCCUGGCAGAUCACGAGAAUAAACAUUCUGGAGACCGAGAUUUUGUUUGUGAAAUGUGCGGUGAAUCUUUCUUAUCAUCUCUGUCUUUAGCCACGCAUCGAGUGACUCACAUGCGAAAAGAAAACUGCUGCGAAGCCCUCGGUUUGGGAUGCAGCGACCUCAGUGUGCUGGAGAGCCAUUUAAGCAAGCACAUUGGAGAAAAACUAUUUACCUGUGAGGUUUGUGGGAAAGGUUGCAGCAAUCGGGGCGCCCUGAAGCUCCACAUGCUGAGCCACACAGGAGAAAGGCCAUACGUUUGUGAAACCUGCGGCAAACGCUGUGUCCAUGCCAGCGCCCUUCAGAAUCAUAUGAGGAUCCACACAGGCAGGAAACCAGGACAGCUGCCUAUCUGUGACCUGUGUGGGAAAAAACUAAGCUCGGCGGUCAAGCUUAAAUAUCACAUGAGCACCCACACAGGGGAGAAGCCGUACGCUUGUGAUCAGUGUGGUAAAACGUUCAGAAACCCCAGCAACCUCAAGGUACACACCUUGAUUCACUCAGAGAACAAGAUGUACGGCUGCAGCGUCUGCGGCAGGAGGUUCGCCCAGGCCAACAGUCUCAGACUGCACCGACUCAUCCACACGGGGGAGAAACCGUACGGCUGCAACAUCUGCAAGAGGAGGUUCAUUCAAGCCAGCAGCCUCAAACUGCAUAGAUGUGUCUACAUGGGAGAGAAACCGUACAACUGCCAGGUCUGUAGGAAAGGUUUCCUGAACAGCUGUGGCCUUAGGAGACAUCAGUGCAAUCACCUGAAAAAGCAGCAAGGAGGAGGAUUAUCAGAAAAAACGCCAGACAAUCUCUCGACCAUUUAACCUGUAGAGGGUCUCAUUUUGCACUUUUACUUAUUUUGAAGUGGACACUUUGGUCACCAAAAGUUUUAGACAAAUAGACAAACCUCUGUAAGGUAUUUUCUACCCAAGUAUCUGCUGAGCUCAGGUUACCCUCUGCAAAGUUUAAUAGUUUCUCCAUAGUUGCAGAUCUCUGCCGUCUCCAUUAGAAGCUCUUCAAAUGCAUUGUCUUGUUUUUUCAAGCCGUGCUCGCUCAGUUUAAUUUAGUUAUUUUCACUUGGUUGAUUUUAGUGGAAUCAUUAGAAUUACUUACAUAUUGGUAAUUAUCUUUGUCAUUAAACAAGAGAAGGGCAGGAGGGGGUGAAUGAGGUCAAUAAAGAAAGCAGAUAACCUUUAGACAAUGAAGAUUACAUCGUGCCUGACAUCGUAGAUUAAAGUACUGAGCAGACAAAGGAGGCUGCAGUCAUCAAAUACAGCUCUGUGUGCUGAAGUUCAGUUUCAGGUUUUAUAUCCUGGGAUAUAAAUAAUAUUCAAGUAAAAGCAUGUUAGGUUUUAGUUUGGUUUGCUUUUGCACCCACCAAAGGUCUCUGAGUGCAGCUGCAGUUCAGUCGUUCAGUUGAAAACAGCAUGCAUUCGUUGACUAACAGAUGUUGGUGAAGCUAAACUGAGUUGACUUACAAUUGGAUUUUGCACUGAUGUGACUCUGCUGACAUUCAAGGUUAGAUUCUCAACCUAAGCCUGAGAUCAGCCCAACAUGAACCUGUAGCCCAGAGCCAUGGCCAGCCAGGAUCCUCACUCCUCCCCCUGGGCCUUAACUGGGUCAUGCUUGAUUGGAUUAAAAAAAGUCUGUAAAAAAUG